AUGUAUUUCAUUCUGUUAAUUAUAUUACAAAUAAUAACGACUUCCAUAGCUGAAGAACCAAAUAUUCUCAUCUCCACUCCCCAACGUAUUGCCAGCUUCAAUUAUCCCGUGGAGUCCCAUGAGGUCAAGACAGCAGAUAACUAUCUUCUUACUAUGUUUCGCAUUCCCUACUCUCCAAAAAACCUACACUUGAAUGAUUCCAAGCCGCGACCGGUGUUCCUCAUUCAACAUGGCAUGUCAACAUCCACCGACUCAUUCAUAUUAAAUGGUCCUGAUAAUGCUCUGGCGUAUGUCCUUGCGGAUGCCGGUUACGAUGUUUGGAUGGGAAACCAUCGUGGUAAUGUCUAUAGCAGAAAACACAUUAAACUAUCACCUGAUGAAUCGGACUUCUGGAAGUUUUCGUGGCAUGAACUGGGUAUAUUUGAUAUGCCAGCGAUGAUAGAUUAUGUCCUUGGGAAAACUAAUCAGGAUCAGUUACAUUUUAUUGGUCAUUCUCAGGGAGCAACAGUUUUCUUUGUUCUUCUAUCCGAACUUCCAAAAUACAAUGCAAAGUUCAAGACUUCGUUUAUGUUAGCACCAAUAGCAUUUGUUGGACAUAUAAAGAGCCCCAUAGGAUUUAUUGCAUCAUCUGUUCUACAUCAAUCCCCAAUAUUGAGUCACCUUCUUGAGGGGCUUGAAUUUCUACCUAUGAUUGAGCCAGUUUCGAUGUUGGGAUCUGAAUUGUGUGCUGUGGGAUCAUGGUUUCAAUGGGUUUGUGCUGGUCUUCUAUUUAUACUUGGAGGUUGGGACUCAGAGCAUUUGAAUUAUACUCUUUUGCCACAAGCUAUUGAAACACAUCCUGCUGGCUGUUCAACUGGUCAAGCUAUUCACUAUUUACAAGAACACAAGUCUGGCUAUUUUAGAAAAUUCGACCACGGGAAACAGAAUAAUCUAAGAUUCUAUGGUCAGAUAACUCCACCAGAUUAUAACAUUUCAAAUAUUAUCACUCCAGUUCGUGUGUACUAUAGCGACAAUGACAAAAUGGCUCCAGUAGUUGAUGUAAAGAAAAUCGAAAAAUUACUUCCAAAUCUAGUUGAAAGCUACAAUGUACCUGUGAAAACAUGGACCCAUGUUGAUUUUGUGUUUGCCUUAGAAGUUAAGGAACUUAUUUAUGAUAAAAUUAUAGAAACGGCAAAUUAUUACGAGAAAACCGGGCAACAGUUGAAAUAG
Eupeodes corollae is the source of this 1209-nucleotide messenger RNA. Its product is annotated as lipase 3-like. Bases 1 to 1209 code for a protein of 402 amino acids. Lineage: Eukaryota; Metazoa; Arthropoda; Insecta; Diptera; Syrphidae. Gene Ontology annotation, biological process: lipid metabolic process. The record is from RefSeq and is a predicted model, not a curated record. Gene Ontology annotation, molecular function: hydrolase activity, acting on ester bonds. The transcript is spliced from 3 exons.